Messenger RNA from Prorocentrum cordatum, 426 nucleotides. Lineage: Eukaryota; Dinophyceae; Prorocentrales; Prorocentraceae. The record is from the annotation of a GenBank genome assembly.
AUGUCGAUGAUGGCAUGGUCCCUGUCGAACGAGGAGCGCGCGGAGGUUCGCCAGGCGUUUAUUGCGAUGGACGAGAAUAAGAAAGGCACCAUCACCCUCUUAGAGCUGAAGAAGGUACUGCAGGAUAAGUUCCACGUGCCCAACGAUGAGAUUCAGAGCAUAUUCCAGGCUCUUGACCAGAACCAUGACGACGAGAUCCACUACAGCGACUUCCUGGCGGCCAUGGUCGGCGCCAGGAUCAACAUGCACGACGACCACCUGAAGUCCGCCUUCAGGAAGUUCGACGUGGACAACUCAGGAUCUGGCCACGCAGCUAGGGGGGGAACGGAAAAGGAAGGGGGGAGAGGAGGAGAAGGAGGAGGAGGAGGAGAAGGAGGAGGGGGAGGACCAGAGAAAACCAGAGACUCAUCAACGUUGUUGAAAUAA